CAUCCAUUUUCUAUAGAAUCAUAAAAAAAUCAAUUUUGACGUUAUAGAAAGCAAUGUUUUAUAAUUUUAUGACUGUAACGAGUGAAUAGUUAUGAAUUAUACCGAAGUAACUGGAGUGUUAUGUUGGAUGUUAGAUUUCCAAGUAUUUCCAUGGAUUCGCUAAGAUGAAAUUAUCAUAAUAAAUCGUUAUAAUAUGACAUGUAUUACAAAACAUUUGUAACUAUAAUCCAUUUCUAAUCUUUAUGUAUUGUGUGUCUAGAGUUUGUAAAGGUUAUUAAAGAAAGAAUACUUCGAUGGUGUUCUUUGAUUUUGUAUCAGUGAUCUAUAAAUUGAAGUGGAAAUGGUUCGAGUAAAUAACUUAAUGGCUGCUCAGGAGGUUGUAAAAACACCACAUCGCAUUGAAUUAUGUGAAGAGAAGCUGGUUAAACCAACACGAAAUUAUAGAAAGCGCAGGAUUAUUACAUCUGCACCUGUAAAGACUGAAAAUGAAGAAUUGCUGUUGGAACCAGCUAUUAAGAAAGAAUUAAAGUCUAAACCAUUGAAAGCAUCAAAUGGCAUUACUAAUAUGACAAAUGGCAGCACAGCAAGAUCGAGGGCGGCAAGAGCAGCAGCUCGCGCUGCAGAAAGUCACAAACUCACUGAAUAUUUUAAAGAAGAACUUAAAGUUCCUAAAAUAGAACAACCUUCAUCUCCACCGGCACUACAAAACAAUGCUAAAGUAGAAGUAUUAUCUAAAGGGGAACUUCUAACCAAACUUGAUGCCAAAGUAAAUGGAAGCACUAAUCAUAAAUUGACUGAGUACUUCCCUGUUAGGCGUAGUGUAAGAAAGACUUCUAAAUGUGUUAUGGCUGAAAAGAUGAGAGAUUUAGAAAGAGCAAUAAGAGAACAGAGAGAAGAUGGUCUUCAGGUUGCGUAUUUCGAUGGCAAGGGUCGCGGUGUUAUCGCCACGCGUCCAUUUGGCCGCGGCCAAUUCGUGGUGGAAUACUCUGGCGAGCUGGUUGGAGUGGCGGAAGCACGCGAACGGGAAUACAAGUAUGCCCAAGACCCGAACGCUGGCUGCUAUAUGUACUACUUUAGACUUCAAGAUCAACAGUAUUGUAUCGACGCAACAGCCGAGUCGGACCGUCUGGGCCGCCUUGUGAACCACUCCCGCAACGGCAACCUGUCCACGAAGGCGGUCUGGGUUGACGGGCCGCGCCUCGUCCUGCUGGCGGCGCAAGACAUUUCGCCUGGCGAGGAACUAACCUACGAUUACGGUGACCGCUCUAAGCAGUCGCUGCAACACCACCCAUGGCUUGCGCUUUGACCUGGGUAACGUUCUUUAGGUAUGCAUCCGGGAAACGCUACUUAUCCUCUUAAUGAUUAUUUAUUAAUUUAAAGUUAGUUAAUAUAAAGUUUGUUAUAGUUUUUAUUUGAGUUUGGACAUCUGUAGGUAUUGUUAAGUAGUGAGAAAAGUGGCCUACUCUAGUUCGAUAUUUCAACAGGGUGGACAUUGAUAGAAAAAAAACUGCCUUUUAUGUCACUCAUCAUUGUACGAUGAUGUAUUUACUAUGAUAGUGAAACGUUUAGGAGAAAUGUGACAAUGGUUGACUGUUCUUCCAUCGGUAUUGUUUCAUUUUGACAAUUACUAGUUUACGGAGGAAGUUAAGUGGUAAACCUACUUAUUUUUAAGUAAAAUAUUACACGACGCGACGCCUCGAUGCAUUGAGUUCUUUAAUAAUCAUUAAAUAUUAUUAUUGGUAUCAGUAUUUCCUAUAUGUAAAACUACUUGUUAUGGGAAUGGAGAUAAACUCAUAUACUCGAAUUUUUCGAAAGCUAUACUUAAGUAGGUAUAAAUAAAUAAUUAAUGAUUAAUGUUAACUCACGAUUAUUGUUUAUUUCACCUAAUUUUAAUGUUAUUAUAUUACAAAUAUAUCACAGUUCCUGUUAGUGAACAUUGCAUAUUUA
Molecule: messenger RNA, 1947 nt
Organism: Pararge aegeria (speckled wood butterfly)
Lineage: Eukaryota; Metazoa; Arthropoda; Insecta; Lepidoptera; Nymphalidae
Gene: Set8
Product: histone-lysine N-methyltransferase PR-Set7
Exons: 6
Coding region: 341-1306 (321 amino acids)
Molecular function (GO): histone H4K20 methyltransferase activity; protein binding
Source: RefSeq, a predicted model, not a curated record